CUGACUUUAAAAGUUCACCUCCCCCUGCUAUGGAGUCUGAAAACGGGGUUGUCUUGGAGCAUGGAAAUGAUGUAAUGGAGAAAACUACCCCAGGGGAAGGUUGCGCUCUUAAUGUAAAUAAAGAGAACGAGAAUGCGGACAACGGUGCAGAUAUUUUGCAAAAAAAUGGCCUUUCUGAAGAUUUAUUUGAAGUUGAAGGUCUUGAUUCUUCUGGUGCUGAGGCUAACGCUGCCACAGUUGUGGCUGGAGGCAAUUGCUCGAAUUCUUCUAAGAAACCUGGAUCUGGUCUCAAAAAUGGUCUGAAAAACAAUAAAAUGCCCAAGGAUCAAGCGAACAGGAAGGGUCUGACAACAGUUUCUCGGACCCAGAGACCAAGCCUUUCUCAGAGUCUUUCAUUCCUAUCAAGGGGAAUCCUCGCCAACAGUUUGAAGAAGAGCAUAGAUUGCAAGCCAGUGAAAACCAUUGCAAAGCAUACCCUAGCAAAUGGCUCAGAAACUGUGGUACAGGGCAUUACAACUUCUCGUCAGAAUUUUCCCAACAGGCGAGCUUCCACUGGUGUGAGUUUCGUGGAUGCAAACCCAAGUAGCAAUAGGCCUUCUGUGAGGCGGUCCACUUUAGUGUCGGUGCCUAGCAUUCCACGAUCGCUGAGUGGGAAGUCCAGUUUGGUGAAUAAAUCCUACAUCGAUACACCACCAUCCAAAGCCUCUCAAUCGCAUGAUCAAAACUCAAAGCUGAUGAUAAAAGUGCUGCCUGUUAAAGAUGAUGAGGUUGCGGGAUCAAGUAGCUCCAGCACACCUCGUGAACAACGGAGGAUCAGUAGUUCGGGAUUUAACUUCAGGUUGGAUGAGCGUGCUGAGAAAAGGAAAGAGUUCUUUUCGAAGCUAGAAGAAAAGAUUUACGCAAAGGAAGCGGAAAGAACCAACUUGCAGGCCAAAACAAAGGAGAGUCAGGAAGCAGAGAUCAAGGAACUUAGGAAGAGCUUGACAUUUAAAGCUACACCAAUACCAAGUUUCUAUAAAGAACCUCCUCCAAGGAUUGAACUGAAGAAGAUACCAUCAACACGUGCAAUUUCACCAAAGCUUGGAAGACACAAGAGCUCCAAUACUGCUGCAGAAAAUUUCCCGGAAGCUGGUGGGUCUUGUCGGAGCCCACAUAAAAGCCUGGACCACAACAAGGUAACUAAAGGAGCCAAGGAAAACAGCAGCGGAGAUUCUAUUACUUCAAAGAAGCCUCUUAGAAAAUCCCUCUCUAAGCUCUUGUCUCAGAAAUCUAUGAAAUCUUCAGAAAAGCCUCUCAUGUCAAAAACAAAAACUACAGAAGUAGGAUAUGUCAACCAGAAUGAAGAAACCCAAGAAAACCAAUACAAAUCUGUGAACUCCUUUGAGGCUGAAGCGAGGACUGAGCCAGUGUGUGUUAGGAACCCGAUAGAGAAAGAUGAGAUAAUUAACUUACCAGAUCCCAAAAGUACUUCUGAAGAAGUUGAUGUCAAAGGUUAAAGGUGUAAUCUCUGUUCUGAUUCUAUGUUGUGCAGAAGGAAUUUCCCUAGGUGUUUGUGUAUAGUAAGGGUAUGUCAUUCUAGACAUUGUUGUUUCUUGACAGAUUAAAGUAAAUACAGUCAGGUGUUUUGUUU
Molecule: messenger RNA, 1630 nt
Organism: Telopea speciosissima
Lineage: Eukaryota; Viridiplantae; Streptophyta; Magnoliopsida; Proteales; Proteaceae
Product: protein WVD2-like 4
Exons: 8
Coding region: 30-1496 (488 amino acids)
Molecular function (GO): microtubule binding
Source: RefSeq, a predicted model, not a curated record